AUGGGGGCAGAUAUCUCAAUAGAGGACAAGCAUAAAGGAGAGCUUUAUUGGAUCGUCUUUCCACGACGCCCACUCAUAACUGACAAGGGUUGUGGAGGAAAACUCAAUAGAGGGAUCCCGGUAAUCCCCACGUUCAAUGCAGAGUCGGGGAAAGCUCUCAAGAGGAAGAAAACCAAGAUAUUUUGGUAUCGCAAGGAUUCUCAGUUAAUUUAUGGCCUCCACAGGUUUCUAAGCGAGGCAGAGAGGAAGUUGUACGGAUGUUUGAAAUCAACUUAUCAGUCACAACCACCCCUAGUAACUUCUGAUUUAAGGUGUCUUAAGAGCUAUUUCGACGAAUUCGCAUUGUUUUCACUCCAUGUCCGUAGUGCAAUUCAGGAUCAUGUGAGAGUGAAUGGUCGAUCACUUCCAUUGAGUCCGGAUGACUUUAAGAAGGAGAGCCCAAUUUAUUUGGCUGAAAUUGGUAGGUUUCAUCGUGUUCUAUUGACUUUGGUGAGGAUCCUCAAGCAAUGCCUGGACUGGUUGUGCACAUCUAUUAGGGAUGCUAGAGGCAGUUUGAAAUUCAAUUUUGGGUGGUCUUACUUUCUUUCAAUUCUGAAGGAGUUGAACAACAUAUCUGAACUUUACGAGGAUGGAGAAGAACUUCUUUCUGCUGCAUUUCGAGACUUUCCCCUUGCAAGGAAUUAUCUUAUUAGGCACUCCAAGAGGGGUGAUGAUCAUCUGUGGCUUCUCAAGUAUGGCAAUGCAAUAGAUUCUGAAUCAAGAAUACAUUUGAUGGUGAUGAUGUUCCCUGAGGUGAAGGAUGACAAGGAGAAGCUGCACAAAAUCCUCAUUGACAGGUCUCUGUUAUUCCCAGAAUCAUUUGAACACAUUGCUCUUGUAAAAGCCCAGUCCUUGCACAAUGGCCUUUUCGUGGAGUUCAAAGAUGAGGUAGCUACAGGUCAUGGUGUCCUGCGGGAGUGGCUGUCUUUGGUAUGCCAAGCACUCUUUAGUCCACAAAAAUCCCUUUUUGUAGAAUGCCCGGAGGACCGUCGCAGGUUCUUUCCCAACCCAGUAGAAGGGAAACCCCAACAACUGAAAUAUUAUGGCUUCUGUGGUCGGAUUGUUGCUUUAGCCUUGAUGCACAGAGUGCAAGUAGGCAUUGCAUUUGAUAGCGUAUUUUUCUUGCAAUUAGCCAAUGAGAAAAUAUCUUUGGAGGACAUACGCUGCGCAGAUCCAGUCAUGUAUGGGAGUUGCAAAAAGAUUUUGGAGACGGAUGCUGACUUUGUUGAUUCAGAUGCUAUGGGGUUGACAUUUUCCAGGGAAAUCAAAGAGUUCGGAUCCAGGAAAACUGUGGAGCUGUGUCCGGGAGGGAACAACAUUGUCGUCAAUAGCAAGAAGAGAGAACAACAUGAUUGGAAAGCGCACACAAAGUACGAGGACUUCAAAGAAACUGAUGAACAAAUCUGCUGGUUUUGGAAGGUUGUAGAGGGUAUGUCCAUGGAGCAGCAGAGGGAGCUUCUUUUCUUUUGGACCUCAGUAAAAUACCUUCCGGUAAAUGGAUUUUCUGGUUUGCCUUAUCCUUUGACAAUCUAUAAGACUUGCGGUUUUGAUGAUCGCCUGCCGUCUUCCCACACAUGCUUCUACCGCUUGUCACUACCAUGUUACCCAUCUAUGCCCAUCAUACAGCAACGUCUCUCUUUUAUCUGCCAAGCACACAUUGGCUGUAGUUUUGGGUUUAUGUGA
This is a messenger RNA of Papaver somniferum (opium poppy), 1722 nucleotides long. RefSeq names its product E3 ubiquitin-protein ligase UPL5-like. NCBI's taxonomy places the organism in Eukaryota, Viridiplantae, Streptophyta, Magnoliopsida, Ranunculales, Papaveraceae. The transcript has 5 exons. Gene Ontology annotation, molecular function: ubiquitin-protein transferase activity. The record is from RefSeq and is a predicted model, not a curated record. Gene Ontology annotation, biological process: protein polyubiquitination; proteasome-mediated ubiquitin-dependent protein catabolic process; positive regulation of protein catabolic process. Bases 1 to 1722 code for a protein of 573 amino acids.